CUUCGCGUGGCAAAACGGCCCGGACGCUUGGAUUCCACUAGAUGGCCGUUCCGAGGCGUGCUCAACGCGCGCUCUCAACCAGGGUGCAGACACCGCCCACUGUGCUGAACUUCGCGCGCACGGCUCGCUUUGAAUACCUGUGAGUCUUCGCAGGAAUCUGAGCUAUGGUUGCCUCAGACUUUGGGUCGCUGCAGGCAUUCAGGAUGGUCUCAGUUGUUUUUAUCGAGGCGCUACUCUGUAGCUGCAUUCGAAGGGUUGCGAGGGCGCAACAAAAUGCAUGAUGGCUUGCGUUUGGACGGAGGCGCCAAGCACACAGAGAACAAUUUUCAGCAUUGGCUCUUCAGGUGGAGCCUCGUGAUUUGUAGGGUUGAUUGGAUGAGUGAGGAUGCUUCGUUUGGCACGCACGUAAGGGGGCCAACGCAAGACCUUUGAUCUCUCUCAAGAGCAUUUCGGGACCGUUCCUCAUCAGGCUGUCAAAGGUGACUCACCGCUGUCAAAAACGGUGCUCACCAUUUGAAGGGCUUCUAUUUUGAGAUAGAGAUGUGCACGGUUGCGCGUUACGGCGUUGUGCGCAAAUUUUUGGAGACUCGUCUUGUAAAAAAUUGGAGUCUGCGCUAUGGAGCUGCCGGAGCAGCUUGCCGCACCCACGGAGGUGAGCAAGGGCGAGUUCGAGGAGGGCGUGGAUGUGACCAAGUUAGAGGCGCUGCUGAAGGACCAACGAAGGACUAUGUCUUCUCUCAAUGCAUUGGUACGCUGAACCCUCCCAGCUUCGGCGCUGUGCUCGGGGCGAAGAGACUGAGGGGUGAGACCCUUUGCGUGCUCUACUCGGUGCGAAGCACCGGGCCAGCGGAUCGGCCGGCCUAUGAGAAGUGUAUCGGCGACGAGGAGAGGGUCUCUGAGGAAGUGGUGUACGUCAAUGACUAUGCCUCCAUCUCGCAAGCACCGCCACGGUGAAGCGGCAAAAGACAUGCGCCAUUGCAAGGGGCGCGGACGACCGAGCAAGGACCUUGCCUUUCUGAAC
This is a messenger RNA of Effrenium voratum, 1021 nucleotides long. Lineage: Eukaryota; Dinophyceae; Suessiales; Symbiodiniaceae. The record is from the annotation of a GenBank genome assembly.